Molecule: messenger RNA, 8792 nt
Organism: Mercenaria mercenaria
Lineage: Eukaryota; Metazoa; Mollusca; Bivalvia; Venerida; Veneridae
Product: piwi-like protein 1
Exons: 21
Coding region: 236-3040 (934 amino acids)
Biological process (GO): regulatory ncRNA-mediated gene silencing
Cellular component (GO): P granule
Molecular function (GO): protein binding; piRNA binding
Source: RefSeq, a predicted model, not a curated record
UCCGGGCACUUCUGAUAAAUUGGAGGCGAAAAGGAAAAUAUCGUAUGCUAUUUAAAAAAAAUGUUCCCUAAACUAGUUAAUAGCGAAGCCAAAGGAUUACAUCUAUAAAUUGAUUCAUUGCUGCAAUUAAUCUUUCAGCUAUCGUUAAUUUUGAAAAAGAAACGGAAACUGGUUCAACGACAGGCGUGAUUUCUGACGGUAAGGAAUGUUUUGAAGUGCGAGUCCGAGGUUCUCGAUGGCGUCUGGCGGGUAUGGUAGAGGUGGGCGAGGGGCAGCUUUGCUGCAGGCACUCAGCCAGCCUCCCAGGAAACCUGGGGAUAAUGGACAAGAUACUACUGAAGAGAAGAGCCAGCCUACAAGUGCACCAGCUCCAGCACCAAUGGGUAGAGGUGCCCUUCUUGCAAGUGUUCUAAGCCAGACUCAGUCCCAGCAACCCACUCCAGGUGGAGAUGCACCAGCUGUACCAAGACCAAUGGGACGAGGGCUGGCAUCAAUGCAGGCUUUGCUGAAAGCAUCUGGACAGUCAUUGCCUCAGACAACUGCUAGAGGUGCAGCAUUUAUCACACAGCAAGCAGAGACUCGGGUUGCACCACAUCCUCCGAGUCCCCCAAAGAAGCCGGUCACACCACCCACACAGCAUUCUCCUGUAAGACCUCAGGGAUCACCUCAAGUGGGGAUGGGGCCUCAGGCAGCAAGCGGAGAUGCUUCUGCUCCACCCAGCAGAGGACUGGCUAGAAUGUCGUUAGAUAGAAAGCCAGUGGUACAUAAUUCUGGCGAAAUCGGAGAGCCGCUGAGACUGUCUGCAAACUAUAUAAGAAUACAGUGCAGGAACAAAGGUGUUUACCAGUACCAUGUAGAUUUCCGUCCAAAUAUCGACAGUAAAGGAAUGCGUAUCAGGUUUAUAAAUGAACACAGAGACGUGAUUGGCUUCACUAAAGCAUUUGACGGUUCCAUUCUGUAUUUACCCAUCAAGUUGGAGCAACAGGAAACAGUGCUACACAGUGAACGACCAACAGAUCAGGCAAAAAUUACUAUUGUGAUAAAACUAGUGAAAGUCCUGCCACCAGAAUCCUGCCAACAACUUUACAACAUUGUAUUCAGAAGAAUAAUGACAAUCCUGGAGAUGGUGCAGGUUGGCAGAUACUAUUACAAUCCUCAUACACCAUCAAGUGUACCACAGCACAAGUUGGAGGUGUGGCCAGGAUAUAUCACUGCAGUUGCAGAGCAAGAGGGAGGACUGAUGUUGUUGGCUGAUGCCUCACAUAGAGUGCUGCGUACUGAAACUGUUCUUGAUGUCAUGACAAAUAUUGUAAAUAAGAAUGCUCAGGGUUUCCGUGAUGAAGUGAUUCGAACUCUGGUUGGUACAGUUGUAUUAACACGAUACAACAACAAGACAUACAGAGUUGAUGAUAUUGUGUGGGACAAAACACCCAGACAAACAUUCUCCACACAUUCCGGAGGAGAGAUGUCAUUCCUUGACUAUUAUAAGAAGAACUAUAACCUCACAAUUCACGACCAUGAGCAGCCAUUGCUGUUGCACAGGCCAAAGAAGAGAUUGGAACAGGGUGGGCAACCUAGGAAGCAGCCUGAAGUAAUUUGUUUGAUUCCCGAGUUGUGUUACAUGUCUGGCCUCACAGAUGCCUUAAGGCAAGACUUCAGAGUCAUGAAGGAUCUUGCAUGUCACACAAGGGUGACCCCAGAGCAACGAAGACUGACCAUGAAGAAGUUUAUUGAUUCAGUCAAUAAGAGUCCAGAAGCAAAAGGAGAGCUAGAUAAGUGGGGCCUUCAGCUUGACAGCAACACACUUCAGUUUGAUGGUCGUUUGCUGCCACAAGAGGAGAUAGUGUUUGGUACAGGGAAGGUACCAGCUGGACCAAAUGCUGACUGGGGUCAGGCUACAGGUCGGCAACAAGUAAUUACUGCUGUACCACUGAAAACCUGGGUGGUCUUGUACACACGCAGAGACCAGAGCAAGGCUAAUGACUACAUCAGCUGGAUGUUGAAACUUUGUCCACAGAUGGGUAUAGACUGUAACCCACCAACAAGGUUUGAACUCAGGGAUGACCGUGUGGAGACCUACAUCAGAGCACUCAGGGAACACAUCAACCCUAAGAUUCAAAUGGUUGUUGCAAUAUGUCCCACCAGUAGAGAUGAUAGGUACUCUGCCAUCAAGAAGACAUGCUGCGUUGACCACCCAAUUCCAAGUCAGGUGAUUAUUGGUAAGACAAUUGGUGAUCAGAAGAAGAUCAGAUCUGUUGUACAGAAGAUUGCACUACAGAUCAACUGCAAGCUUGGAGGUGAAUUGUGGGGAGUCUCCAUCCCAUUUAAAAGUAUAAUGGUAAUAGGGGUUGACAUAUACCAUGAUUCUGCAGGCAAGAAGCAGAGUAUCUGUGGCUUUGUUGCCAGCAUGAACAGGAAUUGUACACGUUGGUUCAGUCGUUGUCGUGUACAGCCAGUUAGUCAGGAAAUUGUAGAUGGCCUUAAAGUAUGCCUUGUGUCAGCUUUGACCAAAUUCCAUGAGGUGAACCACAGUCUGCCAGACAAGAUCCUAGUUUUCCGUGAUGGUGUUGGUGAUGGACAGUUGAACAUGGUAGCAGAUUACGAAGUUGAUCAACUCAGGACCUGUUUCUCAAGCUUUGGAGAAUAUUCUCCUAAACUCUCCUUUGUGGUUGUGCAGAAACGUAUCAACACCAGGAUUUUCCUGAACAAAGGAAGACAGAUGGAGAAUCCACCAUCAGGAACAGUUGCAGAUCAUACUAUCACAAGGAGGGAAUGGUAUGAUUUCUUCCUGGUAUCCCAGCAUGUACGUCAGGGUACAGUAUCCCCCACCCACUACAUUGUAGUCAGUGAUGACUCGGGCAUGAAGCCAGAUCAUAUGCAGCGUAUGGCCUACAAGAUGACACACAUGUACUAUAACUGGCCAGGAACUGUCAGGGUACCAGCACCAUGUCAGUAUGCACACAAGUUAGCUCAGCUUGUAGGUCAAAAUAUCCACAAGGAGCCGAGCCAGGAGCUGUCAGAUAGACUGUUCUUCCUUUAAGAGGCAAAAUGUAUCAUGUGUACAGAACAACUCACAACAAGUGUUCUCAAGUUCCAGAUCUCAGGAUAUACAGAUUGUGUAUUAAUCCCACUGCAUUUAACUAAUGCUCUGAACAGUCUGUUGUUAGUUCUAUAUUAAACACCUUUAAGAUUAUUUUUUCAUAGAAAUUUAGUUAUUAUGUUUAAGCUUAGAUUAUUUCUGUAUAGAUUAUUUAAUGUUACAGGUUUUAAUGUCAACUUAUUCAAGCAUUUGAUUCAAUUUUUCACAUUUUCAUUCUCCAUCCACUAGAGGUUUUUAGGCUACAAGGGCAUUGUUUGGUGAUUUCUGAAGAUAAAUAUAUAUGUAUUUACUGUUAAACUUUAGACCAAAUUUGCAGCUUACAUACAUAAAUAUGGGAAGUUACUUUUCCCAGUGAUAGAAUUUCAUCAAACUUUGGAUAUUGAAGCACAAUCAUCAAAGAAACAAAGAUAUGCAGUAUAAGUUAUAGGUCAUCAGUAUUGAAAAAGAGUUAUCUGCCCUUGAAAACGGCAUUUAUGGGGUGUUGUUUCAAAUGCAUAAUCUGAUCUUGUAAGUGUGCUUAAUUUAGGCUUUGCCACUGACUGUUCAGAGCUUUAGAGUGUACAGUACAUAGUGUACAUAGACAUUAACAUGAAAUCAAACAGCUGUCACGUUUUCAUCCAUUAAAAAAGCAGCUAUUACUUAAAGUGCAAUUUUCCACUUGUGACAUUGUGUGUUGUGUGAUAUUUAGCUCGUACUAUUUGAAGAAAAGGAGAGCAAUCCUACUCGCAACGGUGUUGGUGUCAAUUCAGAACUGUUAGCAAGGGUAUAACUCUGUCAAGGAUUUUGACUGAAUUAUGACCUGUUUUGGACAUGGAAAUUUGUUUCAGUUUUUGUUCAAAUCCAUGUUUUGUCAAAACUGUUUUGAAUUGUGGCAUUGAAACUUGUUCAUUGUCAUGAUCUCCAUCUGUAGUCAAUGGGAUGUAACUACAGCAAAGAUAUUGGGCUGACUUUGGCCCCUUUUGACUUGGAAAUCAUUUAAGUUUUUUGUGCCAGUCCAUAUUUUGUCUUAACUGUUUGAUAUAUGGCUUUGACUUUGAACACUUGCUUUUCAUCAUGGUCUCUAUGUGUAGGCAAGAGUACAUAACGUCUCACAUUGUUAAGUCCAUUCAAAAAAUCACUAGUAAGCCAUACUUGCAUCAAUUCUUCGGGUAGUCGAGCGUGCUGUCAACAGACAGCUCUUAUGGUGUAAGUGGUCCAUUAAUGGUGCUGAGAUUAUCUGUUGUUUGACAGAACAGUAUUCUUUGCAAUGUUAUGUUACUAAUGUACAUUCAGUUUUAAAAUUGUCUUCCAUAAUUUGGAAGUCUUAUUUGUAUUUAGUACAGAAGUUGUCUACAUAGGAAUACUUGUGGAUACUCUUUAUAAUGUUGUAAUGUUUUUCUUUGUAAACAACUGGUUACACAAUUUUAAUUAUAUGAUAUGGCAAAGGAGCUCAAAGGAUAUUUUCUACUACAGUAUAUUUUAUGAGGUAGAUGUGUAAGUGACUCAUCUCUCUGACUGUUCACUAAGUUUACUCAGUGUUUUUGUGUACCAUAUACAGUUCAAAUACUGAUUUUUUCACAUUUUUUUAUUUUUAACAUUGGUGAGAUUGUUCAGGAUUAUGAUGUUACUGUUGUAAGUAAACAAAAACUAAAAAAGCAGAUAGCUGUUUAUUGCUUUAAUAUGUAACAUUUGAAGUCCCAUGUGAAAAAAUUAGUGCCUUAAGGGGAAGAGUGUAUCAUAAACUGCUGUAAACAGAUUUAUGUUUUCUAUAUAUCAGGUACACUUUGUGGUUAUAAAGGUCGCGUUGAAGGGAGAGUAUUAAAGAAUGUUUAAUUCCAAUCAUAAAAAAGUUUACCAGUUAUCAACCUUGUUCCCUGUCUGGUAUAACAGUAUUUUAUUUAACUACAAAAUAUUAAAGUUUGUUGUUUCCCUAAAACAGUAAAAUAUGUUGAUACAGGUCAUUUCAGACCAGGUUGACCUCUGACUUUAGCAGAGCAGCUAAAUAUUCAGCAUGCAAGAUAAAAUUGGAUUUUGCUGCCAAGUUGUGCACAUUCCAUAAGUUUGCUUUUAAAAAAAUGAAUGUGACUAACCUUGGUCAAAAGAAGUAACAAAAAAUAUUGACGAUACAUUUUUGCCAGACAUUGCUUCCAGGAAAAUAUAGUUCUGUUUAUAGUAAGUCAUUGCUUUAUGUAAGCCUUGUUACUUAAUAAUUUCAUGAUGUCCUACAAUCUCCUUUGUGCCAGAUGUAAACUUCUGUCUGAAGUAUCCAGUGGAACCUCCAGGAGUCACAUCUAUACCUUAUCUUCAUGAUCUUAGACCUUACCAGUCUGCUGUCAUACUGAAAUUAAUGUGUUUAUUUGUGCGAGAACUUGUGAAUAGACAGUGUGUAAAUAUUCUUGUGGUGAUAGAUUAACUAUAUAAGUGGAUGUUCUACUGUUCUUUGCUGAAGAUGAAGAAGUUAAACAGAAACAGAUGGCUUACCCGGAAGCUCAUUUAUGUAACACAUAAUACUGAAAAAAAUGUGCAGUAAUAUAGUAUGGUAUUACAUGCUUAGCAGUUUUCGGUCCUAAUACAAAAUCCAGUAUUGAUCUUUCAUCCAUACGGAAAAACGAAUGGUUGACAACCUAUUUUAGUUGUGAUGUCAGAAAAGGUACUGGUAUAUAAUGAAAGAUACUGAAACUAAAUGCAGCGAUGCAUUCGGCUUGCAUGGAUUUUGCUAGGCCGAAUCUGGUCUCAAAUGCCUUGUGUGAUCCAGGCCAAGCUAAAUCCUGUGGAGCCAAUUUCAACAUUUCAGAUCAAGGUUCUAUUAUCUGAUCUUGCCAGAUUAUACAGAAAGAUUCUUUUAAAAAGAAUUGACUUAAAUAAGAUCUUUUUGUCAUAGGUCAAGGUUGUUCUAAUAUAAACUAACUGCUUUGAAUAUUUUUGGCAUGUAGUGUGAUACAGGUUGAUAUGUAACAAACAAACUACAGCUUAAAAUGUAGGACAUGUUCCUUUUUUAUCUAGUCAUUUUGUAGAGGUAUACAUGUGCUUUUUUUCUCUCUAAAGAAAUGUGAAUAUAGUGUAUCGGUAAUGUAUAAAGUUGUGCAUUUUAGUUGUGAUUGCAGAGAAUCUCUGUUUUUGUUGAUAUGAACUUGAGUAUUUGUUUAAGUCUAUUUAUGUUGAUGUUUAUUUUGUUUUAUCUUGUUUAUAUUGUUUCUUUUUAUAAAUGUUCCAGAUGACAUAUUUUUUUAUAAAUGUACCUUUAAUUGCAUCCAUUUUUAUUAAAAGAUACUUUCUGUACUUUACUUUAACACAUCCUUUUUGUAGUUAGCUAGAUUUAUGGGAAACUGCUUGCAGUGUAGCUUUUGAUUGUAAUCCUGGCUUCAAACAGGCAUGAAAAUUGCAACUUAGAUCUUCUCUUGUUUGUUUGUCUGGAAUGGCUCAGUGUGUGAAACUUCUUUACCCUUGUUUUCUUUAUAAAAUGUUAACACCUGCAUUUGGUAAAAAAAAAAAAAUAAACUGACAUGUGAAAAUUGAAACACAGUUUUUGCAGUUCAGUAUUCAGAAGGAAGGUCUCCACGUGUUCAUAUGUCAAAGUAAUGUGUGAUGCAGUGACAAAUAGCACAAAGUCACAUCUUGUUUUAUAGUUUUAUUGAAGGCAACCAGUUUAACUUUGAAUAUUGAUAUUCGGCGAUAUAUGACCAUUUUGUGUCGAUUCGUCGUAAAACCAAUCUCACUUGAAUAUUGAUAAAUAUUGCAGUAAUUUUGUUUCUUGGAAAGUAUAUGUAUAUAGUAGUAGUCUGUGUUGCUUUUGACUUUCAGGCCAGUAAACUAAAGGUUUUCUUAUUAAUAUAAUGAGAGGAGAAAGCAUAGACCUGUACUUCUAAUUCGUAAUGGUCAGAAUCACAAUAGUUUCAUCAGUAUUUAUUGUGCUUGCACUUCUUUGAUGAUGCUUUCUGUUCAUCAACAGAUGAUAGUUACUGAUUCAAGCAUCAGUAGGUCAAAUGCGAAGCUCAGAAUAAUCUCUGCUUUCAGGCUUUCAUCCAAUUCUUGUUUUCUUCCAGUUUUAGGACUAUUUGUAUUUCCUGUAUUUGCUAGUAUUUAAAACUUAUUUUCUAUAAUUUUUUCCAAUAUUGGAGGUAAUGGCAGAAAGAGGAUGGUCAUUCUGGUAAUUUUUCUUUGCUUGCUCAUUGAAGUACACAUCAUAUGCUUCAUUGGAUGGGAUAAGAUAUUAUUCUUGCUGCUGUAUUUGAAAGUAACAUAAAGAUGCCUUUUUAUCCAAUUCCACUUUGUCACUAUUGAAACUAGUAUAAUUUGUUUUGUACAUAAAAAUAUAUAUAUUUUUUGCCAAAAUUCUCUUCAUUUUUAUGUCUUUCGAAGAAGAGGGGGUAUAUUGUUUUGCAGAUGUUGGUUGGUCAGUCUGUAGACAAUCAAUUUCCGGAUGAUAACUCAAGAAUACUUAGGCCUAGGAGCAUGAAAGUUGAUAGGGAGGUUGAUCAUAACCAGCAGAUGACCUCUAUUGAUUUUAAGAUCAGUAGGUCAUAGGUCAAGGUCACAAUGAUCCUGAACAGUUAAACGGUUUCCGGAUGAUAACUCAAGAAUGCUUGAGCCUAGGAUCAUAAAAGUUGGUUAGGGAGGUUGGUCAUUACCAGCAGAUGACCCCUAUUGGUUCUGAGGUCAGUAGGUCAAAGGUCAAGAUCACAGUGUCCCGGAACAGUUAAACAGUUUCCGGAUGAUUACUCAAGAGCAUUUGGGCCUAGGAUCAUGAAAGUUUAUAGGGAGGUUGUUCAUGAGCAGCAGAUGACCUCUAAUGGUUUUGAGUCAAAGGUCAAGGGCACGGUGAUACGGAACAGUUAAAUGAUGUCCGUAUGGUAACUCGAAAAUGCUUGGGCCUAGGAUCAUGGAAGUUGAUUGGGAGAUUAAUCAUGACCAGCAGAUGACAACUAUUGAUUUUGAGUUCUGUAGGUCAGAGGUCAUAGGUCACAGUUACCUGGAACAGUUAAACAGUUUCCUGACGAUAACUUGAGAACGCUUUGGCCUAGGAUCAUGAAAGUUGAUAGGAAGGUUGAUCAUGACCGGCAGAUGACCCCUAUUGAUUUUUAGGUCAGAGGUCAAUGUCACAGUGACAGAACAGUAGAAUUUUUGUGUACAGUGACCAAAUAAUUUCUGUUUCUUGUGCAAUUACUGAAUGCAUCAAGGUGGGAGGGGGGGGGGCGCAUUUCAUGUUCUAGCUCUAGCUCUUGUUUAUAAAAAAUACUUUUUUUAGUGUAGAUGCAGCAGACAUCAUACAGAGUAAAAACAAUAACUGAGAAUGUGAAGUGGAUAAAGGUGUAGUUCCAUUUUAUCAGUAGACAUUAUAAUGUACAUACUAGCUGUUUUUAUGUUUUAAUAAAUCCAUAUGGUAGAUCUGUAAAAUAUGUUUUAAUUAGUGUGUUUCAGCAAGACCUGUAAAUGUAACUUGGUUUUACAGAUUUUAUUGGUCAUCAUGUGAAAUUGCAAUGGUUACCUGUAUAUCAUUGCAUUCCUUAAGACAAGCAGUAUUUUAAACUAAUAGUUUCCCCUUCUAUUGUCUGUACACCAAUUAGUUUUAUAUUCAUACGCAGCAUAUCAAACAUUGUAUAUUAUGCCAUUUGUAUUUUAUUACUGUAAAUAACAUGUUAUAUUUGUUACGAAAAGAUAUUUGAAAGCUUGCAAGAAGCAUGCAAUAGAAAAGAAUAAAAAGAUUUUCAUACAA